CCCCUCCCACGGCUGGAACCAAGAAGGCUGUGUCCCUCUUCCUCUGGGCAUUCUUCCUGUUUCCUGCUGUCAGGAACCUCUUAGUGUCCACAGCAAGGCCUGCCACGGACCUGAAGUGACGGCUCUCACACUGCCAGUGGGGGGCACAGUGUUCGGGAUGCUCCUGGGGGAGUAGAAGCCGUGACCAGCGCCUCUACCCGGUCCUUCCAAUAAUGAGGUCCCCCAUGAGUCAUCUGCUGGCUGGCAUGUGUGUAUGGGUGUCCUUGAGCUGGGGAGGGGGCUCAGCCCCCAACCUGGGCCCUGCUGAGCAGGAGCAGAACCAUUACCUGGCCCAGCUGUUUGGCCUGUACGGGGAGAAUGGGACGCUGACUGCAGGGGGCCUGGCGCGGCUGCUCCACAGCCUGGGGCUAGGCCGAGUUCAGGCCCUCCGCCUGGGACACCAUGGGCCGCCAGCUGGCCGGGCUAUACCCCCAGCUGGAGACAAUUUCACGCACAGGCCACAAGACCCUGAGCUGAGUGUGGAUGUCUGGGCAGGGCUGCCGCUGGAUCCCUCAGGGUGGGGUGACCUGGAGGAGCCAGAGGCCCCAGUACCACCUCAGGGGCCAGGCCCCUCGGGCCUGGGCCUCUUUCACAGGCUUCUGCUGCUGGACCAUUCAUUGGCUGAUCAUCUGAAUGAGGAUUGUCUGAAUGGCUCCCAGCUGCUGGUCAAUUUUGGCCUGAGCCCUGCUGCUCCUCUGACCCCUCGUCAGUUUGCUCUGCUGUGUCCAGCCCUGCUUUAUCAGAUUGAGAGCCGUGUCUGCAUCCAGACCCCAGCCCCAACUCCCCCAGGGGAUCUACUGUCUGCUCUGGUUCAUAGUGCCUUGGCAGUCCUGCUGCUCAGCCUCCCCACUCCCCUCUCCCUGCUGUUGCUGCGGCUCCUGGGACCUCGUCUGUUGCGGCCCCUGCUGGGUUUCCUGGGGGCCCUGGCCGUGGGCACUCUUUGUGGGGAUGCGCUGCUACACCUGCUGCCACAUGCACAUGGAGGGCAGCACGCUGGAUCUGGUGGGAGACCAGAGGAGGACCUGGGACCAGGACUGUCGGUGCUUGGUGGUCUCUUCCUGCUCUUCGUGCUGGAGAACAUGCUAGGGCUUUUGCGGCGCCAAGGGCUCGGGCCAAGAUACUGCCGACGGAAAAGAAAGGAUGUUGGAACACCAGACCUGGACCCGGAGAACGUCAGUGGGAUGGCACUUCAGCCCCUACAGGCAUCUCAAGAGCCAGGGGCUCAGGGCCAGAGGGAGGACAGCCAGGCCCCAGCCCCUCCUGGGCACCAAGGCCACAGUCAUGGACACCAUAGUGGCAGUGGCACCAAUAUCACAUGGAUGGUCCUCCUGGGAGACGGUCUGCACAACCUCACUGACGGGCUGGCCAUAGGUGACUUUGCGAUGCUGCUCCAGGCAGGCCUGCCGUUCCGGAGCCUGCUGCUGCUGAGCCUGGUGUCUGGAGUCCUGGGACUUGGGGGUGCAGCCCUGGGGGUGGGGCUCAGUUUGGGCCCCAUCCCCCUCACUCCCUGGGUGUUUGGGGUCACUGCUGGGGUCUUCCUCUAUGUGGCCCUUGUGGACAUGCUCCCAGCCUUGCUUCAUCCACCUGAGCCCCUCCCUACGCUCAACGUGCUACUGCAGGGGCUGGGGCUGCUGCUGGGGGGCAGCCUCAUGCUCACCAUAGCCCUGCUGGAGGAGCGGCUGUGGCCCCUGGUCUCUAAUGGCUGAUGGGGGCCAGUGGAAAGGCGUCCAGGUUGCCCUUCCUUCCCCCCAACCACAGGAAUGGAAGCGGGACACAGGGCCAGUAGGAGCAAUAGGAUUUUAAUAAACAGAACCCAUCCCAAAGCCAUGACUACGACAGUUGUACUUGCACCAAAACAGCAUAGAAAACCAGGAUGUGGCGGGAGGAGGGCUCAAAGCGGGGGGGGGGGGGGCUCGAGGAUGCAGGGUGCAUCG
Molecule: messenger RNA, 1973 nt
Organism: Vicugna pacos (alpaca)
Lineage: Eukaryota; Metazoa; Chordata; Mammalia; Artiodactyla; Camelidae
Source: RefSeq, a predicted model, not a curated record